AUGUCUGCCAUCCUGUCUGGUAUCCACUUGGGUCUUUCUUUCCCUGACGCCAUAUGCGCUGUAUUGGAAGCGAUCGCGAAUCCCUCAUCGGACGACCCCAUCCACGAAUGUGAUGCGCUCCUCAAGAGAAAGCUUUUCCGGGACCCUGACUUUGUCCUUGAACGCGCUGAAUCCCACAUGCGCAGUGUCUAUCCAUACAAGGAUGUGAAGAUGUGCUGGCGCCGACUUUUCACGGAUGCAUCGAUUGUGAAGGCAGUCUUCAUGAUCAUUCAACAUUGCCAUCUGAUUGACUGUGAGCCAUGGGCAAUGCACUAUCAUGACAGACUGGACAAGCUCAUCUCCCAUAUCAAGGAAAGGCGGGACAAGAAAUUGGAAUUCGACCCUGAUGUCCCGGGAUACAACUGGCUUGUGAAGGAUGUGAUUCAUACUUUGGAUUUUGCCCUGAUCAUGACAGGCAUACCUCGCCGUCAGCGAGAGGUGCACGGGCUGUUUGACCAGAUUCAGAGGGCCAUUGAGGAGAAAGAGCCAAGCACUGAGGGUUCGGAUGAGUUACUGUGGCCCGGACAGCCAAACCUGGAACUACCUAUGUUCUCACAGGAAUCUGUCAACCGUCCUGAAGUCAAAAACCCGGUUCUGCGUGUUAGAAAUCCUUCUCUUGACUGGCUUGUGAAUCAUCUGACAAAUGUUCGCACUCCCUUCGUUGUUGAGGGUGAAUGUGAGCAUUGGCCAGCUCGAUCGGGGGAGAACUCUUGGGCGUCCAGCAAGUUUUGGUGGAAGCAAACUCUGAAGGGUCGUCGCCUCAUUCCCGUAGAGCUCGGGAAGUCAUACACAGCUGAGGGAUGGGGCCAAAAGAUCACAGAGUUUGGGAACUUUGCAAGGUCGUACCUGUGGAAUGAGGAAGAAUUGCCCUCUUAUCAGUCAAGCCAGGAAGAUCCAGGUGACUGUUCGCCAAGUUUGUUUGGUCAUAGACCGAUGACUGGUUGGCAGCCCGACCUUGGCAAAGCCGGAGUUGCCUACCUCGCCCAGCAUGACCUGCUCACUCAGAUCCCGGCUCUGAGGAAAGACAUUUGCAUUCCCGACAUGUGCCACGCCCCCACGCUCGGACCGGAGCCGGGAACCCCGGUCUAUGAGAAAGCAAAGCGUGAGCGUGCAGAGGAACAAGCGCGUCAAUCAGCUGGCGCUGAGGUCGAACCCAACCCUGCCGACCUGACCGUGGAGGCCACUGAGGAGCCGGGCUAUGACUCUGACUUCACUCCAGGGAACCCAAGUGAGCCAAUUAUCAACACUUGGAUUGGCCCUGAGUGGACUGUCACGCCUUUGCACCACGACCCAUACCACAACGCUUUCUGUCAGGUUGUCGGUUCCAAGUACAUCCGCCUUUACUCACCUCACACCCCUGCCGAUAGGAUUCAUCCCCGCGGCCUUGAGCUGUUCGAAGAAGCUCUAGAUGAGGACCCAGAGCGAAGCCCCCGUCGGAUCGACAUGUCGAAUACCUCUUUGGUCAAUAUCGAGGACAUCGAGCUUUCUCCAGCUGAGGCGGAGGAAUGGGAACACCUCUGGCCUGGUUUCCAGGACCUUGAGUAUCUUGACACUGUUCUCGAGGAGGGUGACUGCUUGUACAUCCCGAUUGGCUGGUGGCACUAUGUGCGUGCGCUCCGCGCUGGUGUUAGCGUCAGUUUCUGGUGGAAAAAGGAACCUUGGAUGGAAUACUCUGAUGAUUAA
This is a messenger RNA of Penicillium malachiteum, 1722 nucleotides long. Its product is annotated as putative JmjC domain protein. The coding region runs from base 1 to 1722 and encodes 573 amino acids. The transcript has a single exon. Gene Ontology annotation, molecular function: 2-oxoglutarate-dependent dioxygenase activity. The record is from RefSeq and is a predicted model, not a curated record. NCBI's taxonomy places the organism in Eukaryota, Fungi, Ascomycota, Eurotiomycetes, Eurotiales, Aspergillaceae.